Molecule: messenger RNA, 1278 nt
Organism: Phytophthora nicotianae INRA-310
Lineage: Eukaryota; Oomycota; Peronosporomycetes; Peronosporales; Peronosporaceae
Exons: 1
Coding region: 716-1126 (136 amino acids)
Source: RefSeq, a predicted model, not a curated record
UCCCUAUUACGAGUUCAGUCAUCUUUGCAGAUGCUGCACCAUCAGUUUUGCAGAGACAAUGAUUUUCUGGCUCAACUUAAUGUAGUUUCUUUUGGAGCGACCUGAAAAGAGCAGAAGUGGUCAUUUCUCCGCUUUCGUAUGCCUCUUACAGACUGCUACGAGAUGACAGUACGGUUGAUGAUGUCCUUUUGUCGUAUCAUAACAUUUUCGGGAGUCAACCAAGAUGUUUUUGCGUCGUGAUGAGCUUGUGUGUGGAGCAUCGCUGGAUGCAAUGCGAACAACCCCUAUUCCUACUAGGAUACGCCCUACAUCCAGUAUACGCAGAAGAUGCCAGGAGUUUACCGAACACUGCUGGGUCGUUGCCGAAGGUGGCGGUCUACUACUUUUGGAGGCUGUUUCACACUGAAGAAAUGGGAACUAUCAAGCGUGAUAUGUUUUCAUAGAUGGAGAACCGUUUUACAAGAACCCGGCCCAGUGAGUUUGAUAACUGUCCUUGGGAAUACUGGGAAUACAUAGCCAAGAAGAAUCCAAAAAGUAAGCUUCCCAUGCUGGCAAUGAGAGUAUUAUCGAUUGUGGUGAACACCGUAACGUGCGAGCGCUUGUUUAGCGAGCAUGGGAUCAUGCUGCGAAAAGGAAUCGCUUGGCAUCCGACAAAGCGCUCGAUAUUCAGACUGUAGCCCAGCACGUCCGCCAGCGAGCAGUGAAGCACGAGAAUAUGCAUUCGAAGAAAAAGCUGCUUCUGUGUCCGGAUGAGCGCGAAAUCGUACGUGAUACACUUGUUGGAAUAUUUACCCCUCCUCCACCACCAGCUCUAGAGAGAAAUGCUGAUUCUGAAGCCGACGGUGACGAUGACGAUCCAGGUAAUGGAGCAGACGGAGAGAAAACGAUGGCGUUAUGGAGUGAGUAUCUCGAUGAGGUCUUCGAAGACGAAGAACUUGAUAGAGGGUAUGAGGAAGCACACAGCACAUUGAACCAACAUGUCGAAGAUGACUCUGGUGAGUUUGAGGUCAUUGCACUGCCGGCCUUGCAUGAAUUCCCCAGACACAAUGAUCCAGCAUUCCCUCAGGAAAAAAAGCUGACAGGAUUCAGGGACCAGAAGGUUACGUUGGCAGAGCUUUUUGGAUAGUUCUUGGCAGUUUGAACGGUAUACUGGCGCCAUAGAGAGGUACGACAAGUUGUCGACAACUGAGUUGUAUCUGUAUCCAGAACUGAUUGCUGGUAGAGUACACCGCAUAUGGUUUUGAAAGAAUGAACUCAAUAAAACAAUUCCUUACCAGG